AUGAAAUUAAAAUACGAAAAAAAUUUGCUAAAAAAUGAACCAAAAUUCAGUAUCGCCCGCAUUGAAUGUCUAUCCAUAUCGCCUAAUCUGACCCGACUGGCCGUAUGUACGUCGGCUAACAAUCAUGUACUACUAUACGAUGGCCAUACCUACGAGGAAAAAGAUAAGUUUGCACUGAAAUCGACGGCCAAAAACUUUAGCCGCAAAUCGUUUGUUGUCAAAGGUAUCGCAUUUUCGCCCGAUUCGCUAAAACUGGCCAUCGGUCAGACCGAUAAUGUUAUAUAUGUCUAUAAGAUUGGCGAACACUGGGGCGACAAAAAAGCCAUAAUCAAUAAGUAUAGCCUACAACAUGCCGUUACCUGUCUAUACUGGCAUAAAUCGGGUAUACUAUUUGGAUCACUUGAUGGAAAGGUAAAAUUAGUUCAAACCCAGACAAACAAGAUGUCUGGCCUAAUGUCCAGCCAGUCAUCGUUGGUUAUAUCGAUGUCGGUUUGCGGCGAUACUGUUGUAUGCGGUUUUAUGAAUGGCCUGAUUAUGAUGAACUCGAUGGCAGCCAACAAUAACAACUCGCGCGGCGAUAACACCGGCAAACAAGUGGCCACUCAUUCGUGUCCGCCGUUUGCGCUGACAAUGUCUCAGAGUGGCUACAUUUGCGCGGCCGGCUGUGACGGCCGAAUCACUUUUAUCAACGUUUCUGUCGUACAAAACAACAAUCAAAGAGCCACCGGCGGCGGCGGCAAUACAUCCACUAAACAAAACCUUGAAUACGGAAGCGAUAUCUCCUGUGCCAUCAGUUCGACCUCCGGUAAUAUCAUUAUACUGACAUCGCUGGAAAAGUUGAUUGUCUUCGAGCUGGACUCUCGGGUGUGGCGUCAAAAAAAUACUAUCGAACUGUGCGGCUCGUAUCUGGUCACUGGUCUUCAGUGGUCACUCGACGGUACCAAACUGAUGGUCGGCACACUCAACGGUGCCGUCGAACUGUUUGCCUGUAAAUGGCGUACAAAACUAAUUGGCGAUAAAUUGGAGAUCAAUUAUGUCGGCAAUAGACAAGUGGUGGUCAAAGACUUGCACAAAGGGACGACUCAGGUAUUUCAGUCGACGUACGACAUCAAAGACGUCAAGAUUAUCAAAGACAGCUUUGUUGUUGUCUUUACCACCAAUACGUUGAUACUGUCGGACAUUACCGACGAGUCAAACAAUGAUAAAAUAUCGGAAAUCGAUUGGACCGGUAUGACCACUGAUGGACUACGGUUUAGUUUUGACUACGAAAAUGUUGUACUCAUCAAUCUGGUCGGCGAACUAUACUUAGUCGAGUUGGGAUCAAAUCAAUUGUUGGCAUCAGUUCGGACCGAUUUUGUUAAUCCACAUCUCAUGAGUGUCCGUAUAAACGAACGAAAAAGUGGUACAAAAACAUUAGCCUAUUUGUUGGACAUCAAGACUAUCACUAUUUUGGAUCUGGUAUCCGAUGUUCAGCUAUGUGUUUGGUCGCAUAACGACCGAAUCGAUUGGAUCGAAAUGAACGAAACGGCCAAAAAGUUGCUGUUCAGAGAUCGGUCAUUGAAACUAAAUUUGUUGGACAUCUUUGAUCAGGAAUCGAGAGUUAUACUGAAUUUUUGCGGUUUUGUCCAAUGGGUUCCCGGCAGUGAUGUAUGCGUUGGCCAAUCCCGCGAUAAACUGUACGUCUGGUAUGACUUUGAUAAGCCGGUCAUUCAGAAUGUUUCGGGCGGUUCGCAGAACGAUGCCGUCGGCAUUGAACGCGAUAACGGUGUGACCAAAGUCUUGUUUGCCAUUACCGGCACCGAUAUCCAGUUGGACGAAGUAUUGCUCGAGUUUGAUACGGCCAUAGAAGACGCCGAUCUCGAAAGAGCCGAAUCAUUUCUCGAGUCACUAUCUCUGACCACUGAAUCCGAAUCAAUGUGGCGACUGUUGGCCAACGUUGCCCUGAAAAACUCCAACCUAUUGAUUGCCGAACGUGCGUUUGCGGCCAUCGGCGAUAUAAGCAAAGCUACGUUUGUCCGGGAAUGUGUUCACGACUAUAGCAAACUAGCCCUACUCGAUGACGACUGGUCCGGGUUUGAGUCAUCGUCGGCCGAUUUCGAUGAAGUCAUCGAUACCUAUAUACGACUACAUAAGUGGCAGCGGGCUAUCGAUUACUCAGUCCGAUCGGGUCGAUACGAGACCAAACAGGAUCUGGAACAACAAUACUACAAUUGGCUAUUGGAUUCGGGACAGGAAGCGGAAGCGGGUCUUAUAAUGGAAAAAUCUGGUAAAUACGAGGAAGCAGUCAAAUUGUAUACCCGAUCGGGUCAUCUGAUCCAAGCGGGUAAACUGAUACUCAACAAUAUGGGUAAACGUGGUUUCGAUAUACAGAAGCCAUCUGUUGAACAAGUGAUCCGAGAUUUAGUUAGUUCGGAGUUCUAUGAAGAAGCCGGUCAACUGUUGGAGACCAAUCUGGUCGGCGAUAAUAGAUCAGCGUUGGACAACUAUAUCAAAGGCAAUGCCUACGCGAAAGCCAUAGCACUGGCCAGAAAAGAGUUUCCCGACGAAGUGGUCGGAUUGGAGCUCCGGUUUGCCGAAUGGCUAUUAAACGAAUGUAACGAUCCGUCGGGAGCAGUCAACCAUUAUAUAGAAGCCGGUAAAACGGACAGAGCUUUGGAUGCGGCCAUUGCGGCCCAACAAUACGAUCGGGCCAUCGAAAUAGCAUCCAUUUUGGACAAUAUUCCCGCACAUUAUGGUAAAAAAAUUGGUACCUAUUAUGCCGGCAAAGAUCAAAUCGAUACGGCCAUCGAAAUCUAUCUGAACUCUGGAUGUAUUCGCGACGCUAUACUAUUGUUGAACAAAAAAGGCCAAUACAUGAGAGCCUAUAAGUUGGCACUGAAACUGAUGGACACCUCCGAGGCUAAAGAAAUGUACGAAUCCAUAGCUAAAUCACUGGAAAUGGACGGCAAAUAUAAAGAAGCCGAAAAAAUAUACAUUACAUGCGAUAAUGUCGACUCAGCCAUCAGUAUGUAUAAGAAUAUCAGACAAUUUGAUUCAAUGGUCAAACUGGUCAAACAAUAUCAUCCGGAUCUGCUUAAUGAUACACAUUUGCAUUUAGCAAAAGAGUUAGAAACUGAAGGUUCACUACAUCAGGCAGAAAGUCACUACAUUGCGGCCAACGAAUGGAAAUCGGCGGUACAAAUGUAUAAGAAAGCCGACAACUGGGACGAAGCCUAUCGGGUAUCGCGAACUAAUGGCGGUCUAAGUGCGGCCAAACAAGUGGCCUAUCACUGGGCCGUCAGUCUCAACAAUGCCGAGGCUGCGGUAAAACUGUUGUCCCGAUUUGGUCUACUGAAUCAAGUGGUCGACUAUGCAGUCGAUGCCAACGAGUUCGAGUUUGCCAAAGAUCUCAUUAGCAAUUCGGGUAACGAAUUACGCCAUAAGAUGACCGAAGUUAAGCUCAAGUAUGCCGUUUGGUUGGAAGAUGAGAAACGAUACUCAGAAGCCGAGGUCAUGUACUGCGAGUCCAAUAAACCAAAAGAAGCGGUACUCAUGUAUUUGCAUAACGGAGGCUUUGACGAGGCUCUCCGGGUGGCCGAAGAGUCGGUUGGCGAUGAAGAAGUGGUCAAAGAUGUGUUGACAGCUCAGGCGCGGACUAUUCUGGAGAGAGGAAGACGCGGUGUCGACGAUAUGAACCGCGCGGAACAUCUGCUGUUGAGAGCGGGUCGGAUUGAAGUGGCCGUCAAGAUAUACAAAGACAAUGCCAUGUGGGAGGAAGCGUUGCGGGUGUGCGAUCAGUUUGCGCCCCAUUUGGUCGAUGCGGUCAAACGCGAAAUGAUUGCCGAAUCCCGAAAUAGCGACAUCUAUAUGAGCGGUGCGUCCACUCGUCAAAGUUCGGGUAAAUCAAGUGUUGUCAGUAUGAUGAGCGGUGGCGGCAGCGGCGGUGCCGACAGUAUUGCCGCCGGUAGACAUUCGGCCGCUUAUUACAACACGGAUCAGCCGCCGCCGAUUAUGGGCAACGUUGGCGAUCUGAGACAAAACUUGAAGUUAGCCGAACAAAAUCAGGACAAAGAUUUGAUUGUCAAAUACACGAUAAUGUUGUGCACACAACUGGUCAAAGACAAGUCGCCUGUCGAUGCCCUUAAUCUACUGACCCGUUAUAAUGCGGUUUUUAUUUUACCCGAAACCAAGAAGAUUGUCGUCCGAAUUGCAAGCGAUUUGUUGGCAUUUGAAUCAGACAACGACAACGACAACAGCCAUAAGGUCGACAACAAUGUCGGCACUUGGAAACAGUUACGCGAUUCACUCUAUCAAGUAAUGGGUUCUUCAUCCAGCGAUUCCGAACUGGAGAUUAUUGAAAAAUAUAUGUUUGUCUCACAUUUGUUUGUCCUGAAGACAAUACUGGGUGGACUGACAGGCCAGACAAACGCUCCGGAACUGGCCAUGAAGAUCACCGUAGCGCUGCUCAGAUACACCGAUAUUGUACGAGUUGACAAAGCCUUCUACGAGGCCGGACUGGUGGCCAAACAUAGCAAUCGUCUGGAAAUGGCUUUUGUCUACUGGAAUCACUUUCUGGAUUUAGUCGAAGCCAUCGAUGAGGGCGAACUCGAUGUCGAUCAUUCAGAUUUUGUCGGCACUGAUAUACCACAUGAGGUACCGUUACCGGCCCAACCGUUUGCUGCCAGCGACCAGAAUACCAUUGAAGUAGUUAAAAGUUGGAUACUGGAGGUAUCAAUGGAUACACAUGUCUCCCAAUCGUUGCCGUUGGACGCCCUGCGCGAUGGCGACGUCUACGAGGCCAGCCUAUUGAAUGCCGACGGUAGCCAAUGUCUACCCUGUCUGGUAACCGGCUAUCCAGUAAUCAAACACAAAACAUUAGAAUUUAAACCGGGAAAGUAUGCCGUCAAUAAAGACGACUGGAAUAAACUGCUAAUGAUGACCAAGGUCACAUCCAAUGAUGAUCUUAAAGAUGUAUUGCAUUUUGUCGGCAAAUUGGGUGGAAAUACAAAUAUCGCUAAAUUUUCGUUUCAGUAAAUAAUUUAUAUACAGUUCACGACAAAAAUUUUUCUGGAUCCCGAAGAUAUCGGUUUACAGAUGAUGUCGAGCGCCCGAUUUCUUCGGCAAUUAGGCGUCCUGACCAAUUAGGGUUCACUUGCCGAAGGAUCCUUAUUUGUGCCUUUUCUUCGGCGGUAAGCUCAGACUUGCGGCCCAUUUCACAAAAUAAAUAUUUAAUCAACACGUGUUUGAAUUAUUAAACAUAAACUUAAAUUAUAAAAUGGCGAAAAUUACAAAUUUGUUUAUUUAUU
Molecule: messenger RNA, 5285 nt
Organism: Oppia nitens
Lineage: Eukaryota; Metazoa; Arthropoda; Arachnida; Sarcoptiformes; Oppiidae
Gene: Oseg2
Product: intraflagellar transport protein 172 homolog
Exons: 7
Coding region: 1-5013 (1670 amino acids)
Biological process (GO): intraciliary transport
Cellular component (GO): axoneme; ciliary basal body; intraciliary transport particle B
Molecular function (GO): protein binding
Source: RefSeq, a predicted model, not a curated record